Molecule: messenger RNA, 1363 nt
Organism: Saccoglossus kowalevskii
Lineage: Eukaryota; Metazoa; Hemichordata; Enteropneusta; Harrimaniidae
Source: RefSeq, a predicted model, not a curated record
UUCGUCGAUAUUGUCAAUAUUGUUGUUGCAGGAUUUUACAUAUCGCCUACCUUACCGGAGAUCGAACAAGUGUUUUCUAAUUAUGAUUAAAGAACUGGCCGUUGUAUUAGUGGUGAUAUGGUACUCACCAAUAACUGCUGAAUUACCGAAUACUCGUGCUGCUCACGUUGAUGAACUUCUUGAACGAUAUCAAAGGAGCCCAUUCACGCCCGACUUUCAUUAUGAUGACGAAUCGCCAUAUGACGGAAUUGCCAGCUGUACGUCAGAGUGUGGCGGCGAAUUGCGGGAAGCUGCUAUUGGAUGCGAUAUUAGAAGCGAGGUGCAAGUCAAUUGCUAUACUGGAUUUAUGAGUGGAGUAGUAUGCUGCGUCAGCAAAUCUUGUCACGAUGCGAUGGGAGUAUGUCGAAAAAACGAGCUUGAUCCAUUUGAAUCUGAACUGGCUAGCUCUGGCAUGACAUGUCGAGUGGGUUACACUUGUUUUCGCAGUGAGUAUCAUAUUCUGCCGCAAGAAAAGUGCGAGUUUUGUGGUGGUGUGUGUACGACCAGUAGCUCAUGCUCAGGAGGCUUCAGAAAAUAUCCCGGAAGAAGCUGCACAUGUUCUAAAGGACACAUUUGUUGUUUGGACCCGGAUUUGGAUCCAGAAUGUAAUCUGAAAGACGGAGUUGACAAGUGUGCCGAGACUUUUCCUGGCCGUGGUAAGUGUCGUCCACAAUGUCAACAAGGCUUCGAAGUUGCAUAUCAUUUACCGGGAUUAUGUGAAAACAGAUGUUCUUGCUGUAAACAACUAGGAAUGGGAGGUCACCCAAAUGUCAUUGGCGACCCAAAGUACAGUAGUUUCGAUGGUAUGGAUUUCAAGUUCCACGGGAUAUGCUCAUACGUGCUAUUCCAGGAAUGCGUUAUGACACCUAGGUUUAAGGUUAUUGCCAAACAUGCAUCUGCUGAAGACAUGAUGGGUCACCAAAAAGCUUACGUGGUUGCGGUGAGAGUCAUUGUAUACAACACAGUUAUUGACCUUACUUCUAAAGAAGUAAAGAUAAAUGGAAGUUCUGUUCUAUCAAAACUACCGAUGACUGUCGAAGGUGGUGUCAAAAUCUUCGUCGAUACUCUUCAUAAGCGAGUGCAUGUUGAGCUCUCCGACAUAUUCACAGUCACGUGGAACGGGAAUGGCAACGUGAAAGCAUCUGUUGAAAACGACUGGCAUGGGACAGUUUGUGGAAUGCUCGGUGAUUCUGACGGUGAUGCCAGUAAUGAUAUGAAGAUGCUGUUGCCGACUGGUCGCUUAAAAUUUACUCAAAAUGCAACUGAGUUCGGAUAUAGUUGGGAGAUUCCAGGCAGUUGUGAUCCGAGUUAUGACUUGUAUUAG